Molecule: messenger RNA, 1510 nt
Organism: Nicotiana tabacum (common tobacco)
Lineage: Eukaryota; Viridiplantae; Streptophyta; Magnoliopsida; Solanales; Solanaceae
Source: RefSeq, a predicted model, not a curated record
CUUUGCUAAAAGGAAAUUUAGUGAUUGUCCACUGUUCCAUUUUAAAGUCUUUUAUAAAAGUUCAUUAUCUUACUACUCAAAGUAACUUCUUUCAUUUUUUUUUAGUAUAGCCAUAGUUUCUGAGCCAACUUAUAUUUUUGAAUAUUAUAUUCUUUUACAAAUUUUUCUUAUUAAUAUAUGACGAUUUGAUGUACGAAGUAUACGAUAUUUAUGCAGGAAAAGAGUGUGAUAUAGGCAUUCUAUUUUGUUGUAAACAUCAAGUACAAGUUGAUUUCACGACUCGCUUCCGUAACUUAUAGGUCACGCGAAGAUAACUUUACUGUUAGUUCGAGAUCCCCUUCUUUCUUAUCGAUAUAGCACUGACUGAAAUACUAAGAGCAGAUCGAUGAAAGCAACAAUAACAUAUUAUUAACCUCGCUCUCCUCUCCAAUCCCUCCUUUUGUUUCAACUUAUAAGAUCAUUCUUUCUAAAUCACCUCAUGGCUGGCGGACAAAGUCGGUCAAGUCUCAACAAACCAUGUAUUCUCCUCAUAGUGAUAGCGGGAAUGGAGAGGUUUGCAUUUAAAGGGGUGGCGUCAAACUUAGUGACAUAUCUAACAGAUGUGGCCAAAAUGAGUAAUUCAGCGGCGGCAAAGAAGGUUAACAAUUGGUGUAGUAUUACGUCUAUGCUUCCACUCCUUGUUGCUCCAUUAGCUGAUUCUUAUUUGGACCGUUACACCACUGUACUGGCUUCUUCCUCUCUCUAUGUUGCCGGUCUUUUAGCUUUGACAUCAUUGGCAUUACAAUGGCCAUGGACUAAUUCAGCUGACAAAUCUGGCUUCUGUUCAUCCUUAUCAUGGUCUCUGAAUUUAAUUUCACUUGGCCAAGCCGGUUACAACCCGUCAUUGCAAGCUUUCGGAGCAGACCAAUUUGACGAUGAUGAAGAACUGCCGAGCAGUAAAAAUGAUCAAAGUUCAAAGAAGAAAAGUUCCUUUUUUCAAUGGUGGUAUUUUGGUAUAUGUUGUGGCAGCCUGCUCGGCGUAUCAAUCAUGUCUUAUAUACAGGACACAUUAGGAUGGGGCUUGGGUUUCGCCAUUCCUUCAAUUGCAAUGGCAAUAUCAGUUAUAGUCUUCAGAUUUGGGAAUCGAUUUUAUACACACAAAGAUGGAGAAAUUAUUCAUAUCAAGUCAUUGGGAGAUCAUAUCGUUAAAGCUGUUAAAGCAGCUACCUCAAGAUUGACCUGUGGUGAGAUUGCUGUUCCAACAUAUACUAACAAGUCAAAUGUCGUUGAGAUCGAGUAAGUAUUUCUGUAAAUAUUUUUUUUGCGAGUUCAAAAUUCUACGCACGGAUAAUACAAAAUAUAUAAAUUUCUUGGCCGAGUGACCAGUGGCGGAGCCACCUUAUAGUACAGUGUGUAGGUAGAUAAAAAAAAAUUAUAUGUAUAUAUAUAUAUAUAUAUAUAUAUAUAUAUAUUAUGUAUUGACUCUCCUUAAUUUCCUGGUAUGUUUACUUUUAUAUAUUUUGACACCCCU